Stereum hirsutum FP-91666 SS1 is the source of this 1404-nucleotide messenger RNA. RefSeq lists its product as uncharacterized. The annotation marks the transcript as partial. The transcript is spliced from 6 exons. The record is from RefSeq and is a predicted model, not a curated record. Lineage: Eukaryota; Fungi; Basidiomycota; Agaricomycetes; Russulales; Stereaceae.
GCGACUCCCAUACAUCCAUCUCUCCUUCCUUCUUACAGCAUCCCAAGUCAGGUAAACAUCCCACUCCGUUUUUAUCAAGCCGGUCUUCAAUCUCGUCGACCGCGCCACGGGGUGCGUAUCAAAGCUUCGAUGACAGCGCCACGGUGGAUCAUUUUCGACGGUCAGCGCCGCUUGGAACGAUUUUCAUGUUGGGUUGUCCGCCUGUCACUGUCCCGUUUACAUCUCCGGCAGAUCCAAUUUGUAUUGAAGUCAGACAAGCUUUCGACCCUGUGGCCUGAGGUUCGUUCUGGCACGCUGUCUGGAUGCCGUCGCUAUCCGUUCAAUCGUCUAUAUUUGUGUUUUAAUGAUGUUCUCCGGUAAGCGGUCCCUCUUUCUUGACGAUAAUGCUACUCGUGAUUCUUUUCUGUCCCUCCACAUAGGCUCCGGGCUGUUGAGACGACAUUACGGAUGUUUGAUGGUGCAGUGAGGCCCAUUUGAGGUCGCUCACAUGUUCGCUCAUGCCCAAGUCCUCACGAACGCAUAAGCUCCGAACCUUUACCUCUACCUUUUUCUCUGCCUCUGUCUUAACCGAAGGACCUGGAGGACGCCGCGUCACUAGUACUGCUAUUAUUGGCGACUUUAAUCACCGUUGAGCAGGGCAACCUUCUCGCCGCACCGCUCCAUCAUACGUUUGUACUUCCAUUGUACUUUGACGGCGUUUACAAUGAUUCAGCCUGGACUUUCAGAUACGUACGUUUCUGGAAUAAAGGCCGAGGCAGCUGAGGUUUCUCUUCUUUCUUUUCGUCCAUUAUGUUUCUUUGUCCUUCACGGCUUAGAAGUCGACCGCUCUGACGACUUAUCGUUUCUUUUCAUCCAGGCAGGAAAUUCACGACAUCUACAUAGCCACCUGUCGCUCUUUCAGCUUGACCUUUCUCGUCCGCCCAAGGGGUAUCCAAGGUACACGCCCAUAAACGCACGCACGUACAUACACACGGAUGGAUCUCGAAAAACUCCCGAUCUCAAGAUUUCGGAAGCGCACCGGAGAGCUUGAGUGUAUGCUCCUCAAGACGGUUAGACCGUCGUUUGGUGCAAGAUUCCGAACAAUUGAGUAAUUGGCAGUUGCCGUCUAUGUUUCCCCAUAUAUGUGCGUGUACAGGUACGAUCAAGGUGUCCCUUGUGUACUCUACCAAGCAGCCACAGGCGAGGAAAAACCCGAUGACGCUGGUGGAAAGCUCCGAACGCUAACGUUCUAACUCCCAUGGUACGCUUGCGACGUGUUGCUUUACGGCCGCGAUGCUCGUGGCACUGGCCGUCGUCUUAAUGAACUGUCAGUCGUGGGUCAUACGUAUCUAACGACAUCAAUCGUGUUCCUGGUAUAAUGAACCGGUCGGGUAUCUCCUACCACAUUCCGGUAGUCGUUUCACC